This is a messenger RNA of Ictalurus furcatus (blue catfish), 7821 nucleotides long. RefSeq names its product Ras and Rab interactor 3 (gene rin3). The coding region runs from base 479 to 3685 and encodes 1068 amino acids. Gene Ontology annotation, cellular component: cytosol; endocytic vesicle. Lineage: Eukaryota; Metazoa; Chordata; Actinopteri; Siluriformes; Ictaluridae. The record is from RefSeq and is a predicted model, not a curated record. Gene Ontology annotation, biological process: signal transduction; vesicle-mediated transport. Gene Ontology annotation, molecular function: guanyl-nucleotide exchange factor activity; small GTPase binding. The transcript is spliced from 10 exons.
AAAGUUUAAAAGUUUGUAUGUGCAUCUUUGAGUCUGUAUAUGUGUGUGUUAGGGGUUGGCUGACCACUCUGGACAGCCCCUUCCUGAGAACACUGCUGUUCCGAGACAGGAAGUCAAGACCAAAAUAAGGACGAUAGAGUAAGAGAGAACUUUUUUUUUUCUGAAAUUUAUUUUCUGCUAGGUGAAGAGAAUUAUUGCUCUGUUAAAUGAAAACAGGCGAAUAGAACAGCAAAGGGCGAAGAUGGGCGAGUUCAGACCGCAUAUGUGAGAAGUAAAAGGAAACACGAAGAAGCAAGACCUCCGACGGGAAGGGGGAAAAAAGGUUGUGGUGUAAAAGACACAACGAUGAAGAAAACAGCUGUUAAAACCAAGGACUCCUAAGCAUCUAGUGGAUUGUUCCUCAGAUCCCUCUAAAUCAGUAAACCAGAGCUCCCUUGUUUCAUUUUCAGCCUUUUCUCCUUAUUCUUAAAUAUGUACAAUGUUGUCCUCGGCUACUGCUACAUCACCCACUGUCAUCCCCAAACCUACAGCCCCAUCUUCUUUGCUUUCCGACUGUUCUUCCUCACCAAAAUCUACACCACCACUCCAAUUGGUUGACAUUUCAGUUACCCCAACUCCACUAAAUCCCCAAAAGUCCACCUCCCCUCCGCUGCCUCUCUCGCCUCCUUUCUCAAUUCGAAAACCCCAAAGUUCUCUGCCACCUUCUAACUCCAAACCUUCUGUCCCUUCUCAACAUAAAGCAAAGGCUCCUAAACCCACAUGCCCACCUCUCCCAGCACAGCAGCCAUCAGCAAUCCCCAAAGCUUCCUCUACAGCCAUGCCCAAAGCCCCUCCACGGCCAACCUCUAAACCUCAUCAGAGACCCCCACCACCACUUACUUCAAAAACGCCCGUUGUACCAUCCCCACCUGUCCAAACUCAGAAAUCAGCCCAUCCCAGCAUUAGCAUCUUAGAGAAGCUGAUCAAGACAUGUCCAGUGUGGCUACAGCUGGGAAUGACCAAGGAAAGAGCUACUCAUAUACUCAGCAAAGAGAUGCCUGGGAUCUUUUUAGUGAGGAGGGACCGUGGCCAGUCACUGAUGGUGGUGUCAAUUCGUCUUCCAGACCAGCAGGGAGUUCCCCAGAUCCUGGACUUGCAUGUGAAAGAGGAAAGGGGAAUGCUGUAUCUUGAAGGCUCUGUCCUGGUCUUUGACAACAUAUUUAAACUAGUUGCAUUCUACUGUGUUAGUCGGGACAUGCUUCCCUUUACCCUGAAAUUACCUCAGGCCAUCAUCCAGGCAAUUAAAUAUGAAGACAUGGAGGUGAUCUCCACACUAGGAGUAGAAUUCUGGGGCUCAGAGCUGAAUAGUCACAUUCGGGAAGAUUUGAGUAAAUCUGCAGACCGCAGUGUCUCCGGAGAGAUUAAGCUUUCCUCUGUAAAUGACCAUCUUUGGUACAUUAACCCCAUCUUCAUUGAGGAAUACUAUAACAGUCUGCCUCCUAACUCUCCUCCACCUAUCCUGAGGUCCCAAAGCCUCAACAUGCCUGUUCAGGCUCUGCCAAAAUUCAAGAGGCCCCCACCACUUCCUCCACGCCCACUUACAAUUUUUGAAGAUGCAUUGACACAAGUGUCAACCAAGGUGGCCAGAGAGAAGUUUACGUCAGAGGAUUCUUCACUUCUCUUGCUCAGUUCUCCUCCGCCUGCGGUGCAAAAAGAGGAAGGAAGUCAAUGUGGGUAUAAAAAGGCUGAGGGAACUCUAUUACCCAGCACUGAGGCAGAAACGUGGUACAAACAAGAUGCGGCACAACCACCUCUAAGUGAAGCAACAAAACAGGGUAGCGGUGCCUUUUCACACAAGAUUCCCCCAGUCCCAGUUCGACGCCGGAUAUCAGAAGGCCAACUUUCAGGAGAAGAAGUCCAGCCGGAACCUUUAAAGGAAAUUGUCUGUACAUCUGUAGCAGCAGAGACCAAUGAGGAUCCUAGUGCUGCUUUGUCUCUCAUUUGCCUUGAUGACAGUAGCAUUGACCAAUGGGUGAGUGGACAGUCGGGACAGUCUAAAACACCACAAGAGGAAGAUCUGGGCGAUCAGUCAAAAAUUUCAAAUGGAGAUUCCACUGUGAAUAUGCUUCCAGUAAUCGACAUGAAGAAGCCUGGUGCUCCAGUGCCACCUCCUAGGAGAAAACGUCCGUCUCAUACUGCGAUCAUAAUUACCCAAGAUGCCAGUAAUACCACUGAAGGUGUCACCCAAGAGCUCAGCCACAUCACUCCGCAGCCCACUCCAAUACUCCAGAACUUUUGUGUCACUGCAGAGCACCACAAAGCUCCAGAUGUGUCAUUAUUUGCCCCUGAAGGAGGUGCUCCCCAGCCGGAUCAUGACUCCUACUCCACAAGCAGCACAGAGGAAGAGGCAGAGCCUACCCCGAUGGGUGCCUUGGUGAAGAGGUCACCCACUGUUAUGCUAGAUCGUGCUAAGCAGCGGCUCUCCAUGGUGAACUUCUCCACCGUCUUCACAAACUUCAUGAGUACUGACCGCAAGCUUCAGAAACGGAUUGUGGAGCUUGCUAGAGAUGGGAACACAUACUUUGGUAACCUGGUACAGGACUACCGGGCCUUUACGCUGGACACUAUGAAGAGGCAUUCAUCCAGUACAGAGAUGCUCCAAGAGAUCAGACAAAUGAUGACACAGCUCAAAAGCUAUCUGAUCCAAAGCACAGAGCUGCAGAAUCUGCAGGAGCUAGCUACUUAUUCUGAGGAGAAACUGGAGAUAAUCAUUGAGGCAUCACUUUAUAAGAGUGUUCUGAAGCCCUUACGAGAGGCAAUAUAUAAUGGACUGAGGGACAUCCACUCCCGUGCAGGCACUCUGAAGAAGCUCAAGGAAAAUCAGCAGAUACUGCUGGGCACCACCACCACUGAUUUGGGUGUGACCACCUGUGUUCCUGACUCACCUGUCAUGGAAAAGAUCCAGGGGAAGUUGGGAAACUUGCAUCAGGAAUACUCACCUCAGAAGAAAAUCGACCUGCUCCUCAAGACAUGCAAGAUCAUAUAUGAGUCCAUGUCUGUGGGCUGCCCAGGAAAGCCUCAUGGUGCAGAUGACUUCCUGCCUGUACUGAUGUACGUACUGGCUCGUUGCAACAUGUCUGCACUGCUGCUUGAUGUGGAGUAUAUGAUGGAACUGAUGGACCCUGCACUACAGCUUGGAGAAGGCUCAUACUAUCUCACCACCACAUAUGGAGCUCUGGAGCAUAUCAAAAACUAUGAUAAGCAGGCAGCUUCCAGGCAGCUCAGUUUGGAAAUCCAGGACUCUAUUCAUCGAUGGGAGCGUCGCCGCACUCUUAAUAAGGCACGUGCCUCACACUCAUCCAUACAGGAUUUCAUCACUGUCUCUUUCUUGGAGGCAUGUUCUAACACAAAGACUUUGGGUGUAGAUCCCAACACCACUGCUCGGGACCUGAGUGCUCAGUGUGCAGAGAAGUUUGAAGUGCUGGAUCCUGACUCCUACUGUCUGAGUGUGCUAGUGGAUGGCCACUACCAACCCCUGACUCCCGAUGAGUUACCACUCGCUAUCAAAUCCAGCCUGCACCACAGUGAGCCACGCAAGGAAUAUUACUUUGUGUACCAACAUGGACGCUGGCCAGUAGAGGAAACUGACAAGCAAAUACCGCAUACCCCUGAAUCAACACCUGCCCAGGAGGAGAGUUUGAUCUGAAGGAAUUACAAAAAGCCAAUAAGCCUCAUAGAUUAGUGCGUCACACAAUCUGUGAGCUCCUAUUACAGAAAAUAAAACAACCUGCAAUAAACAUCACCAGAUUAACAGAAUGCCAUUAAUGAACUGGUCCUUUACUGUACUUCCAUCCUGGUACCAAGUCUACUCCAAAAUUGCACUUUGACCUACGGCAAGAAUGUAAGGAGUUGAAUGGUAAAUGGUCUGCACUUAUAUAGUGCUUUUAUCCAAAGCGCUUUACACUGUGUCUCAUUCACCCAUUCACACACCAGUGGUAGCAGAGCUACCAUGCAAGGCGCUAACUUGCCAUCAGGAGCAACUUGGGGUUCAGUGUCUUGCCCAAGGACAGUUUGGUAUGUGGAGUCACGUGGGCCGGGACUCGGACCCCCAACCCUACGAUUAGUGGACAACCCGCUCUACCACCUGAGCCACAGUUGCCCACAUGGAUGCGUAAUUUUUUUGCUUUAAAAUAACCCAUAAUGUCGAUGAGUACAACAGACAGCCUGUUGCCUGUACUCUACAGCAAAACCCCUGAAGCAAUCAUCACCUGAUUUUGACUUCAUAAGGAGUCUUUAAGAGUGACUUCUGUUUGAUUAAACUGUCAUUAGCUUCUCCUACACACAGCUGAGCUGUCUUCCUAGAACACACACACACACACACACACACACACACACACACACACACACACACACACACACACACACACACACACAAAAAACAGUUUGGCAUUGGUUUGAUUAAUUGAUCCAAUAAACUGAUUCACCGUGACAUCUUUUAUUAUAACAUAUACUGACAUUACCUCACCAGAUUGAGGUAAGGGUUAAGGUUUUAAGACAUUACAAAAGUAUCUUUUUCAGAAAUCGAUGUAUAUUGUUACAAAUAUUUCUUUUUCAUUGAAGUACCAUUUAAACUCGAGCUCAUGUUUAGAUUAUAGCUGACAAACGAGAGGUCAUGUCUUUUUCGUCUUUAUUUUGCGUAUUCUGUUAUUUGCAUGAUAACUUUACCUGGGACAUACAUUUUGCUAUUGCUACUUUGUAUUGGUUACUCUUCCUAUAAUGUUUCCUCCUGAAUUCAGAUGUUCUGGAUGAUAUUUCUAGUUACACAAACAGUAAGCACAUGAAUAAUGUUUGUAUGUCUGACUCAAAUUACUUAAACAUUUGUAUAUAUGACUCAGGGGUGAUUACAUGAUGCAUUACAAUUAAAUAUAUAACAAUUUAAAUCCAGCCAGAGCAAGCAGGGUUAAAAAAAAAAAAAAAAAUCUGUAUACAAUUAAAGUAUCCUUUCUUGACCUGCAAUUGACCUUUUGUGUUUAGUUGCUAAACUUAAAUGAAAACUGGUAAAGACACAGUACUAUUCAUUUACAGUCUAUUUGUAGUAACAUGUUUUUGCACAUGGUUAUGCAUGCAGUAAGUGGAUUAUUAAUUUUUUUUUAAAUUAUUAUUUAUUUAUUUUUCUUCCUGAAUGUCUGUAGCUUGAAUAAGCAGAUUCACUGAUGUUUCUUCUUGGUACAUAAUAUUCUAUAUCUAACUGAAAAUACAAUUCCAUACAAUAUUCUUCUAAAAAUUUUUUUCCUUUUUCAAAAACCUCUGUAGAGUGAUCUAAUAUCACAGGAGCAACAUUAAGAAAUGAACAUUAAGUGGUUUAACUUAAGGAUUAAACCACUAUGUUGCAGUUCUACUCACUGGUCCCUAGCAUACACUCUAAAAAAAACACAGAAUUGUAUUGCUAGAGCUGUUAAAGUGGUGCUUAUAUAUAGACUUUGAAGUAAAUGACUCAAAUAAGUCAUAUAUUUAAGACAAAAGCAUCAGAUUUUGGUCAAAGGAGACAUUUAAAACAUCCAAAAAACUGAAUAAUCAACUUGCGAUCCAGUGGUUAUUACAAACAAGUAAGCCAAAGCUAAUGAAGAUAGUGGUGCAUUUAAUGCCAUGUAAACUGGACUGUUAUUGCACAUUUUUGCUUUUUCUAGCGUACAGUAACGGUUUUAUGGAUAAAUAUAUUGAUACGAACCUUCACUCAAUCACGUGUUAAUUUUUAACAUGCCUGCAUGUCUCGUUAAGGACAGCACAUUUUGGCUUGCUUGUAACGCAGUGUAUUAAACAUUUCCACACGAAGUAGUGUUAAAAAAUAACACAAAAAUAACGUUUAUACUUUUUUCCCUACAAUUAUCCUAAAACGCAAUUUGUUUGUAUGCUAAAACUCAGGUGAUGUUAAUUAUCGCUCUCUGAGUUAUUGUUUUCCAAUUAAUACAUUUUCAAGGGCUCCUUGAUUAAAUAUCACACACUUGGCCAGGCAUUUUCAGCAGCAUUAACGCUAAAUAGUGAUGAACGCUAACUUACCUGCUAUCAUUGCCUCAAAAACCGAUACCUCCAACUGAGGCGAAUUCAGACAGUCCAUGCUGAGUUAAUUUGACCCAAGGAGUUGGGCUGAUGCGUUGGGGUGGUGGAGGGGUGCAUUGAUUCAGGUGUCAGUGAAAAAAUGCCCUAGCCAUUAACCCAACGGUUGGGUUACACAAAACUACCCAAAAAACUACCCAAGACUGAGGAAAAUAACCCAAUUAAAUGACCCAAAAGGCUCGACCCAGUGUUUGGGUAGAAAAAAUAACCCAGCAUUUUUUUUUUUAGAGUGUACCAAAAGUUAAGUUUCAAGGAAAUCAGCUCCUGUUGCAAAUUUGGUUUACAUGCUUACCAAAUUGCUUCAAUUACACAGUAUACACGCACACUUAAAGACAUUUCAGGUGGUUAAAAGUUCACCUGCUGCCUUAAAAAUGUGAGUAAACUCAACUUGAAGAUAUCCCAUGUUUCAACUCAAAAGGUUACAUUUUACAAGUCAAGACAAUGGAUUACUUAAGUGUCAUUUUGGAAAACUUAUAAACUUGAGUUCAGUAUCUAAAACUUGUCAUGACGAUUGGUGUUCAAGAGAAGUAACAAGUUGAGUUCCUUAUAAUGAGUUCCUUAUAAGACUAGAAGAAGUGAGGCAUAGUUAGCAAUGCGUUAUAAUUUUUAAGUUUUUAAGGAAGAACAGUAAAUGGUCAUUCAAAAAGAAAGCUUUGUAUUGCUGGCAUAGUGUGUGUUAAGAGAGAAUAUUUUUUUCUUAUUAUGAAAAUGAGAUAUCUUAAUAGGAUUUCUGACCAAGCAGAUUUACCAGAAGGCAAAGUAAUGACUCCUAGACUGAUAUCUUUUUAAGCUCUUUGGAAUUCUCUGCAACAAAGAAGGCAUAUAAGCUCAUAGUGUAUGUGCUUACUUCUAAAGUCAGUAAAACGGUAAACAAAUGAAAGAAAGAGAAACCUGUACAUUUCCUGUCACUGAUAAAGGUGAUGUUUUCAAUACAUGUAUUAGACUAAAGCAGGGGUUGUCAGCAGGCGUAAAAAUACUGAAAAAUUACUGUUGCUGAGCUGAUAAACGUGUGGAAAAAGCUUUCUGUGCAGAUCCUCUGCUGCAUUUUAUCCAGUCUUAUGCAUUUAAUUAUUUCGCUUAAGGCAGCUCAUCGGACCAGAGACUAGCUACAGACAUUAGGUCAAAAAGGGAAGAGGGGGAUUUUCAUUUAAUUUACCCUCACUUAUCUGAUUAGCAAAAUGAGCUUUUCUCUGAGAUGUGUUUUCCCCGUUUGUAAAUUUAAAACAUGUUUCAUCUGUUCAUAGUCCAUGACAAUAGUCAAAAGGGGUAACAUGUAGUGUCACUACACGUUAAAAUUAAGCAUUAAAAGGUAACUGUUGUUCCUACUCAGUUAUGUCAGUUGCUUAUCCGGACCUAUCUAAGCAGGGAAUUUGAUUUAACUGGACCUUAGCAGAAUUUUAGUUGAAUGCUGGUUUAAAGGGUGAAAUUGGUCUAUGCCUGUUAAGAAGUUCAAAUUAGUAUAUCUAAUUGGGGGAAAAAGACACCAAACUGAUUGUUGGACUGAAAUUAUAACCUUCCUAUAACAGUAAAGCCAAGCAUUAAUCUAACAGGGAAGUUGCAACCUUAAAACAAAAUGAAAACGUUCUGAAAAAAAGUCAAAGAAUAAUACUAAAAAUGUUCAUGGUAAUCAUGACAAUGUGAGGAUUCAUCGUCAGAAAUUGAGAAAUGACCGCACUGUGAGAAAAGCGGAUGGAUGGACAAAAAUAGAAGUAACAGUCCUUGCGUGCA